UCUGACAAAUAUGGUCCAAUUCACUCAUUUGCAACACUUUUCCUUCAAAACAAUUUUCUCUCUUCAACACACUGACAAAACCUACAGAUCACUACCAUGGCUUCCGAGAAACAAACCCUAGAAGAGAAGAAACAACAAAAAGAAACAAACGAGCAAGAAGAAAAGGUUAAACAGAACAGUGAAGAAAGAAAAACUGAUGAUGAUAUGGAUGAAACAGGAGAAGACAGAGAGGGUGCAGGGGAAAUGGAAGUAGACAAACAAGAGGAAGAGGAAGAAUCUGAGGAGGAAGAGGAAAAGGAAAAAGUUGUGAAGAAAGGAAAAGAUAGAGGUGCAGUUAAAGAGGAGGAAGGGAAGAGGGAUAAUAUGGAUUCGCCCACAACACCAGGUUCAAGGCCAUCGAGGGAAAGGAAAACAGUGGAGAGGUAUUCUGAGUCUUUGGGUGCUAGAGUUUCUGCAACUAAGCCCUUGUCUAUUGAGAAGGGUAGAGGUACUCAACUGAAGGAUAUCCCAAAUGUGGCAUAUAAGUUGUCCAAGAGAAAACCAGAUGACAACCUGCAAAUACUUCACAGUAUUCUUUAUGGCAAGAGAACAAAGGCACACAAUCUGAAGAAAAACAUAGGGCAGUUUUCUGGAUAUGUUUGGGUUGAAAAUGAGCAGGAAAAACAUAGGUCAAAAUUGAAAGAGAAGCUUGACAAGUGUGUCAAAGAAAAGCUACUGGUUUUUUGUGAUAUACUCAAUAUCCCUGUCAGUAGAUCUGCAGCAAAGAAGGAUGAACUCUCUGUGAAGUUAGUAGACUUCCUGGAAUCUCCUCAUAGUACGACUGACUCGUUGCUUGCUGAGAAGGAACAGAAAAGUAAGAAGCUAAAAAGGAAGGGCACAACUUCCAAAAGCAAAGGUUCAUUGGAUAAAGCUACAGGAAAAUCAGCAAAGCAGAAGUCUGAAGUUGGGAAGAAGCGGAAGCAGUCAGCAGAAAUGGAGGAAGAAGAAGAAGCUGAUGAACCGUCAAAUACCAGAGAUGAAUCGGGGGAUGACAAUGAUGAUGAAGAAGCUCAUGAAGUAGGAAGUGAUGAAGAAGAGAGUGGUUUAGAGAAAGGCGAAGAGGAAGAAGUGAAAGAAGGGGAAGAGGAGCCAAAGAAGUCUAAUGGGAAGAUUUCUUUAAAGGAGGAUUCUGGAAGCAAAGCUACAGAGAAACCCAAGGCCGUGAAAAAGGAUAACCCUGCUAAAGAAGUAGGAAGUGACGAUGACGAUGAGGAGGCUCAUAAAGUAGGAAGUGAUCAAGAAGAGAGUGGUUCAGAGAAUGAGGAAGAGGAAGAGGAAGAGGAAGAGAAACCACAGAAAAAGAAAUCUAACGGGAUGAUUUCCUUAAAGAAGGAUUCAAGAAAAAAAGCUACAGAGAAAUCCAAGGCUGAGAAAAAGGACACCCCUGCUAAAUCCCCCAAAAGCUCAAAAAAUUCUUCCAAAGUGUCUUCAAAUAAAGCUUCCAAAAGAGGUGCUUCUGGUGCUGAUUCACUAGCUGAAUCUAAGAAACAAAAAGUCGAAAAGAAAAGUCAAAAAGAAGAAGAUGAUUUUGUGAAGGAAAAUGCUUCAAACAAGAAACAAUCAACCAAGUCUCUCGCUAAGGUUUCUGAAAAGGAGGGAAAAGGAAAAAGUGUCAAGAAGGCCAAAACAGACCCCAACAACGAAGAAAUUCAUGCAGCAGCAGUACAUAUUCUGAAAGAAGUGGACUUUAAUUCUGCAACCUUAUCUGAUAUCAUCCGGAAACUAGGUAGCCAUUUCGGUGUAGAUUUGAUGCAUAAAAAGGCAGAGGUGAAGGCUAUAAUCACUGAUGUAAUAAAUAACAUGAGUGAUGAGGAAGAAGGGGAUGACCCUGAGGCUGGGGAUGAUGAAGAAAAAAAUGAAGGUGAUGAAGAAAAAAAUGAAGGUGAUGAUAGUGAUGCUUAAUUUAUGAGUCAAGUAGAAGGAUAUAUGGUACCAUACAGUUGUUUUAAUUUAUAAUUUUAGUUGGUUAUAAGAUGGUGAUCCCAAUGGGUUGGUCUGUAAGCAUUUGUUUGUUUUUGCUUAUUCUUUAGAGUUAACCUUAGCAUUUCUUUUAAAGCAAAUCUUGCUCCUUCUGUUAUUGAAAUAGUUGUCAAUUUAUUCUAUUUAUAUUUAUUUA
Molecule: messenger RNA, 2155 nt
Organism: Nicotiana attenuata
Lineage: Eukaryota; Viridiplantae; Streptophyta; Magnoliopsida; Solanales; Solanaceae
Product: ABC transporter F family member 4-like
Exons: 11
Coding region: 97-1941 (614 amino acids)
Biological process (GO): regulation of double-strand break repair; chromatin organization
Cellular component (GO): nucleus
Molecular function (GO): histone binding; DNA binding
Source: RefSeq, a predicted model, not a curated record